AUGUAAUGUUUUUGAAUACUACCGAUAAUAACAAAUGAAGCUAUUUGCCAUUAAAAUUUAGAUUGUAUACCAAUUACAAUUGUAAGCAUUGAUUUAUUGCAAUUACAAAUGUCUACGAUAAAAAGUAACCAAAAAAACCGCCAAAUCAUUUAGAACGAAAUUGAACAAGCUUCAAGUCAUAUGAUUUUGACAGCAGCUUUUUUUAGUACAGUAUAUAAGGGUUUUUCAAUGUAUUAGUACACAUGUGUGUUGAAGUAUUUGUCGCUCGUACAUCUUUAACUUCCGAAAAAGUACAUUAUUUACGACUAACUAAUUGUUGUUUUGUGCGCACAUAUUAUUGUUGUCAAAACCGAACCAGUAUACUUGAUGCUUUCAUCAAAAUCACAGUUUAUUUGAACAAAAUCAGGAAUUCAAUAUAUUUAAAAUAAUUUUCGGGAAACCGCUGAGUUUUUGUGUUUUCAAUUCCAAUAAAAUUGUUUGUAAUUUUUUUUUCGCAUCUUACCGUAAUUUUUCUUUCAUUCGGCCUUAAAUUCAAAAUCGAAGUCAAGAUGUCGGCUGAUGAUUCGUUCAUUGUGCUUGAGGAAACCCCAUCAAUGUUGCAGUUUAGUCUUUUAAAUACACCUGGGCAUCAUCCUUCUAGCUUGUUAAAUACAUCAAUUCUGGACACUGGAACUAUAACGAAGGGUAUCGACACCGAGAACAGCUCCAAUGUAUUAUCCGACGCUGCAUCAAAAUUUAACGAUGAAAUCAAAGAGUCAAUAGUUGACUUAUCUUCUACGUUGAGCACAAAAAGUCAGUCAGUCAACAAUAUAAACGCAGAUGUCGACGAUCAACAACGAAAACAAAAACCACCAAAAACAACAUUGGCACAAAGUUUUCUUUUAGGAGAUAUCAACUGCGAUAAAAUGAAGAGCUAUUUGCCUAGUCUUAGUAAUUCGAUCCAAAAAGAAGAUGUUGAGAAGUGGCAACAUUUAAUCCAAGAGCGUAAUGAUCUGAAAGACGCCCUUCAACGAACGAAUACAGCCAUGCGACAACAAUAUUCUAUGGUGAAUAAUUGGCAAAACAGUGUUAAAGACUUGAAGGAAAAUCAUGAGACAGAACUAAACAAAUUUCGCAACAUAAAUGAUGAAUUAUUCCAUCAAAAUUACGAUCUGCAAGCCAAAGUUGCUGAAUUGCAACAUUUAGCAGAAUUAAGCCGUAAAACCUGUAUACAAACUGAAAAAAAUCUAUUGAUCACCGACAAAUUUGAGAAAGAAGAACUGGAGAAGCAAAUACAAAGCUUAAAGUUGGAACUAGCUAACACAAUCGCAACGAAUGUAGAAAUAGAGGAAGCACACCAAGAAACAAAGGUGAAACUAGUAGCAAUUCAGGAACUUUUUAAGAAUUCAACAGCUGAAAUUGCUAACUUGAAGAAGAAGAACGAAUGUCUACAACGUGAUCUUGAUGAAACAAAAGCCUUGGCUUCUCAAUACUGUGAAAAUAUGAACAUGAUUCAGACGCAGUGUGACGUUUUCCGAAACGACUUUGAACUGGAACGAAAGCAACGCGAAGAAAUGGCUUGCGAAAGGGACCAGAUGAUUGCUGAUAUUAAAAUGUUGAAAAAGCGUAAUCAAGCCUUAGUAGAUGAAGCUCAAUCAUAUUAUACUGAAACUUCGGCUAGUCUAACGUCCAAUGUAAGCAUCGAAGAUAAUAACGAGAUACAGACAUUUGUGUGUCCAUUAUGUUCGAACGCUUACACACAACUGAACGAUUUGGAAAGUCAUGUUCAAAGCUGUUUAGAAAAGAAUUAAUAUUAAAUUGAAAUUGAAUAAAUUGUUAUUGUUCUAUGAAAUGUGUUUCAAUAUUAUAAUUGUUCGUAAUAUAAAAAUAAAAACUUGAAACUGAUAUAAUGUAAUAAA
Molecule: messenger RNA, 1898 nt
Organism: Sitodiplosis mosellana (orange wheat blossom midge)
Lineage: Eukaryota; Metazoa; Arthropoda; Insecta; Diptera; Cecidomyiidae
Gene: key
Product: NF-kappa-B essential modulator
Exons: 7
Coding region: 549-1790 (413 amino acids)
Biological process (GO): regulation of canonical NF-kappaB signal transduction
Cellular component (GO): nucleus; cytoplasm
Molecular function (GO): K63-linked polyubiquitin modification-dependent protein binding
Source: RefSeq, a predicted model, not a curated record